ACAAUUACGUAUCUAGAAAAAUCUCCAAAGGUUUGGAAGAUUAAGCAACAUUUCUAAAUAGCUCAUGGGUCAAAAAAGAAAUUGCAGAUGAAAUUAGAAACUAUUUUGAGUCCGGCGCCUCGUUCCAUCCCGCGCCUGCACCUUCCGCCCGGCGCCGGCUGUCCGCGGGCCUGUCGCCGCAUUCUGUCGUCGCAGGGCCCUCGCGGCGCCCGAGCCCGAGCCCGCAAUGUCGGGCCCCAACGGGGACCUGGGCUUGCCGGUGGAGGCGGGCGCGGAAGGCGAGGACGACGGCUUCGGGGAAGCAGAAUAUGCUGCCAUCAACUCCAUGUUGGACCAGAUCAACUCCUGUCUAGACCACCUAGAGGAGAAGAAUGACCACCUCCAUGCCCGCCUCCAGGAGCUGCUUGAGUCCAACCGGCAGACACGCCUUGAGUUCCAGCAGCAGCUUGGGGAGGCCCCUCCUGAUGCCAGUCCUUAGGUUUUGGGAGCUCCCAGCCAGCUCCAACCCUGCCUCCCUGGGCUAGGCUCUGGCCUAGGCACUCACCACCUGGCUUCAACACCUGCUCAGGGGCUGGCCUACAGGUCCCCCAGUGGGUCUGCCUGCCUUGGACACCCUUCUGGUACUCCCCUUGGCAUGCCUGGGCCAGCCCCCAACAUCCGACAUCCCCUCCCGGGGUCAGGUGCGGGCCCUCCACCCACCCACCUUGCCUACCUGCCCAAUUCUGGGGCACUCUUCAUUCUGCCCAGGCCUUGAGCGUCCACAUUAAACGGGUCUCCAACAAAAAAAAAAAAAAAAGAAAAAAAAGAAAC
Molecule: messenger RNA, 810 nt
Organism: Nyctereutes procyonoides (raccoon dog)
Lineage: Eukaryota; Metazoa; Chordata; Mammalia; Carnivora; Canidae
Product: bublin coiled-coil protein
Exons: 1
Coding region: 227-478 (83 amino acids)
Source: RefSeq, a predicted model, not a curated record